Molecule: messenger RNA, 4852 nt
Organism: Microcebus murinus (gray mouse lemur)
Lineage: Eukaryota; Metazoa; Chordata; Mammalia; Primates; Cheirogaleidae
Source: RefSeq, a predicted model, not a curated record
GAAGGUGUUCAAGUGGCUUACUUGGGAAACUCCACCAUGGGUCUUCCGGGAUGCUAGUAGCUACCAUUUAUUGAGACAUUGCUGCAUGUCAGAUGUUGUGGCUCUUGUGUAAGCACUUUUAGUACAUGAUUUCAUUUUAAUUCUCAUAACUAUCUUGUAAGUUCAGCAUUGGUACCUCCAUUCAUAAAUGAAAUGACAGUCUAAAAGUUGCAGUGAUUUGCCCAGAGCCACGCAGCUAAGGGCUACAAGAUACAGGAUUUGAAUCCCUGCAGAUUUGAUUUGACUCAAAGCUUCUGCUCUGACUCCUUAACUAUCCUCACAAACCACUUCAAGGCAGCUAUUAUUUCCUCCAUUCUACAGACGAGGAGACUGAGGCCCAAGGAUGACUCAACUUGCCCAAUUGACAGAGAUAGUGUCAGAGCCAAACCAAGUCUGUCAGAUUUCUGUAAUACAAAAAUGUAUCACACCUCCAAGAUACAAGAAGAGCAAAGGAGAAGGGCUAGAAUGUGCCAUAAAGCCCCGGCAGGUCAGGCUCUACCCUUUCCUAGGUCACUGCAUUCUGCGUUCUACUCUUGGGGCAGAAUCACCCACCAACCUCCCCACUUAGGCCCCUUUCAAGAAUCUUCUUUUCACCACCUCUUCCCCAGUGUGGCCAACGGACUGAACAGGGACUGGGUGGUUCUCGAAAGAGUCUUAACAUCUCUUCCCAAGGAUCUCCUAGGAAACGAACAGCCUUGGGCCUCCCUUUCCCACACAUUUGAGCAAGGUCUGUGGGUAAGACUGGCAGGUGCUUGAAUUAGCAGCCAGCCAAACCGGGCUCAGACACAGCCUGGUGACUUUGACCAAUAACAGCAGCUCCCUCUUUGAAAGCAUAUAUUCUGGGACAGACAUUUCAUUGGGAGUUUCCUCCAUAUUUUUAAAUUUAAUUGCACCCCUCCCCCGCAAUGACUGGCCCUAUUUUACAAAAGAGGAGCCUCAGGCUCCUGGAGCGAAGCGCCCAGCGCAAGGACAUCAAGUAGUCACGAGUUUGGGACUUGAACCCACCAAGGCCCCAGAUUCCGCUGUUGCCCGGGAGCAGAGGAGGGAGGAGCUGCCCGAGUGGAGGGAGGAGGGGAAGGAGAGAGGGCGAGCUCCCAGCAGCGCGCGCUGACGACAGCAGGUGAUUUUUUCUGCAGCGCGCUUUCUCUCAGCGUCUUCCCUGGAUUGUUCCCCCCCCCCCUCGCUGAGCGGCAGCAAAGGGUGGGGCCGCUUCCCUGCAGCAGAGGCGGCGGCGGCGGCGGCAGGGGCUGCAGCAUCAUCGUCGUCAGCGGCGGAGACCCAGAGCUGCAGAAUAGGGUGGGGCCCCUUCCCAGCAGCAGACGCGGCGGCGGCAGAAGCUGCGGCAUCAUCGAGGGCAGCGGCGGAGGCAGCAAUGCUUGGUCUCCUCUGGCAGUGAGGACCUCCGGGCUCUGCUAGGUAGCCGGCUGCGACCAGACACCCGGAAGGAAGGAGAAUCGAGCUGGGUCCGCGGAUCCCGUGGCCACACCGCCCGGCCCCUCCUCUGCGCCAUGGCUUAAGCCUGCUGCCACCUCCCCUCGCCUCUCCUAGCUCGGCCGGGGUCUGCGCGCCACCGCAGCCGCAGGGAGGGGCGCGUCCCAGACAGCCUCGCCGGGGACUCGGGGACGCCGUGCCUCUCGCCCUUCGGCGUCCGCUGCAGACUGCGCUCCCAGGCUGCCGAUAGCCGGUAAUCAAGGGACUUUACAGACUAUUCUAGCGAUAGCUUUCCCAGGUGCUCUCCGGGGGAGGAGGGCGGAGUAGCUCAGGCUAUCGGUGGUGGGAGAAAACGGUGGGAACCGCACUGGGCGGUCGGGGUCGGAGGCUGAAGGAAGAUUAGAGACUUGCUUUGGAACCACAGAAAGAAAGAGGGAGGGCCAGCUUUGCAGCCAGCACCAUGGCGUGGCCGUGCAUCACACGGGCCUGCUGCAUCGCCCGCUUCUGGAACCAGCUGGACAAGGCAGACAUCGCCGUGCCGCUGGUUUUCACCAAGUACUCAGAGGCCACGGAGCACCCCGGCGCCCCGCCGCAGCCACCGGCGCCGCCGCAGCAGCAUGCGCAGCCGGCUCUCGCACCCCCCUCGGCGCGCGCGGUUGCCAUAGAGACGCAGCCGGCCCAGGGCCAGUUGGAUGCAGUUGCCCGGGCAACAGGGCCGGCGCCCGGGCCUAGCGGCGAACGCGAGGCGGCCGCUGCCCCGGGCCGGAGUGGGCCGGGCCCAGGCGUGGUCUCCGGCUCCACCUCCGGCGCGGGCCCCGCGGACUCGGUGAUGCGGCAGGACUACCGCGCCUGGAAGGUGCAGCGGCCGGAGCCCAGCUGCCGGCCGCGCAGCGAGUACCAGCCCUCUGACGCACCCUUCGAGCGCGAGACCCAGUACCAGAAGGAUUUCCGUGCCUGGCCACUGCCGCGCCGCGGGGACCACCCGUGGAUCCCCAAGCCCAUGCAGAUUCCAGCGUCCUCCCAGGCUUCGGCGCCUAUUUUCAGCGCUCCCAGGCGCCGGCCGCAGAGCCAGGAGCGCUGGUUAGUGCAGGCCGCCGCUGAGGCCCCGGAGCAGGAAGCGGCUCCUGGCGGAGCUGGUGGCCCGGCAGCCGGAAAGGCGUCUGGUGGCGACGAGCGCGACACACGCAGGAAGGCCGGCCCCCCCUGGAUGGUGCGACGCGCCGAGGGGCUGGGGCAAGAGCAGACGCCGGUGCCCGAGGCCGAGGCCCAGGCCCAGGUCGGAGCUGGAGGCCCAGCGGCCGGAAAGGCAUCUGGUGGUGACGAGCGCGACACACGCAGGAAGGCCGGCCCCCCCUGGAUGGUGCGACGCGCCGAGGGGCUGGGGCAAGAGCAGACGCCGGUGCCCACCGCCCAGGCCCAGGCCCAGGUCGGAGCUGGUGGCCCAGCGGCCGGAAAGGCGUCUGGUGGCGACGAGCGCGACACACGCAGGAAGGCCGGCCCCCCCUGGAUGGUGCGACGCGCCGAGGGGCUGGGGCAAGACCAGACGCCGGUGCCCGAGGCCCAGGCCCAGGUCGGAGCUGGUGGCCCAGCGGCUGGAAAGGCGUCUGGUGGGGACGAGCACGACACACGCAGGAAGGCCGGCCCCCCCUGGAUGGUGCGACGCGCUGAGGGGCUGGGGCAAGAGCAGACGCCGGUGCCCACCGCCCAGGCCCAGGUCCAGGCCACCGGCCCGGAGAGUGGCAAGGGGCGCGCAGCGGCGGACGCCCUCAACCGGCAAAUCCGAGAGGAGGCGGCGAGUGCGGUGGGCAGCUCCUACAGGAAUGAAUUCAAAGCCUGGACGGACAUCAAGCCUGUGAAACCGAUAAAAGCCAAAUCCCAGUACAAGCCCCCAGAUGAUAAGAUGGCCCACGAGACCAGCUAUAGUGCCCAGUUCAAAGGAGAGGCCAACAAGCCAACAGCAGCUGACAACAAGGUCACCGACCGCAGAAGAAUACGCAGCCUCUACAGCGAGCCUUUCAAGGAGCCCCCAAAGGUGGAGAAACCUAGUGUUCAGAGUUCCAAACCAAAAAAGACCUCAGCGAGCCAUAAGCCUCUGAGGAAGGCCAAAGACAAGCAGGCGGUGUCGGGCCAGGCCGCCAAGAAAAAGAGCGCAGAGGGCCCCAGUGCCGCCAAACCCGAUGACAAGGAGCAAAGCAAAGAGAUGAACAAUAAACUGGCUGAGGCGAAAGAGAGCCUGGUCCAACCUGCCAGUGAUUCCAGUAAGAAUCGAGGUCCUGUAGCCACAGAGCCAGACAAGGAUCAAGGUCCUGUGGUCUCAGGCCUUCAGAAAGGUCAAGGUCCUGUGGUCCAAGAGCCUCCAAAGGAUCAAGGCCCCACGGUCCUGGGACCUCCAAAGGAUCAAGGUUCUGUGGUCGCUGGGCCUCUGAAGGAUCUAGGUCCCAUGAUCCCAGUACCAGUCAAGGAUCAAGAUCCUGUGGUCCCGGAGCCUUUAAAGAAUAAAGGUUCUGUAAUCUCAGCACCCGUCAAAGACCAAGGUCCCUUGAUCCCAGAAACUCUAAGGAACCAAAGUCCCAUGGUUCUAGCAAGAGUUAAGGAUCAAAGUUCUGUGGUACCAGAGUCUCUGAAGGAUCAAGGUCCUGCGGUCCCUGAGCCUGUCAAGAAUCAAGUUCCUGUGGUCCCAGCACCUGUUAAGGAUCCAGACCCCAUGGUCUCAGCAUCUGUCAAGGAUCAAGGUCCUGUGGUCCCAGAGCAUCUGAAGGAUCAAAGUGCCAUUGUCAUAGCACCUAUAAAGAAUGAAGGUCCUGUGGUCUCUGAGGCUGCAAAGAAUCGAGGUUUAGGGGCUCCAGAGCUGGUCAAGGAUCCAGGUGUAGUGGCCCCAGAGCAUCUGAAGGUUCAUGGUUCUGUAAAGAGUCAAGGUCCUGUGGUCUCUGAGCCUGUGAAGAAUCAAGGCCCCGCUCUCCCAGCACUGGUCAAGGAUCAGGGUCCCCUGGUUCCAGAGCUUUCAAAGAAUCAAGGUCCUGUGGUCCCUGAGCCUGUGAAGAAUCAAGUCCCUGUAAUCCCAGUGCCUCUGAAAGAUCAAGAUUCCCUGGUGCCAGCACCAGCAAAGGACCAAGGUCCUGUGGUCCCUGAACCUCUGAAGACUCAAGGUCCCAGGGGCCCUCAGCUGCCCACUGUCUCACCUCCACCCCCAGUCAUGAUCCCAACCGUCCCCCAUGCAGAAUAUAUUGAGGGUUCCCCAUGACACGCACUCUUGACAUGCCAAUGAAGGAGCUGGCGGUGAAAGUGCUACCCUCCCAGGGGAGGUGAAGGCACAUAUUUAAUCUGCAUGAAACGUGUACCGUAGUCUUGCUGGAGUCUAAUAAAUGUGGUCCCCUGCUUAGCA